Racocetra fulgida is the source of this 298-nucleotide messenger RNA. The record is from the annotation of a GenBank genome assembly. Lineage: Eukaryota; Fungi; Glomeromycota; Glomeromycetes; Diversisporales; Gigasporaceae.
AUGUCGAAAACCAAUGAUUCUUCCACAAUUGUCACAAAAACUUCAAGCAAUAUAUUUAUUUAUGAUAUUAUUCAAGAAGAAAUAUAUCCUAAUAAAGAUAUUCUUGCUUAUACAUCAAAGCCAAAUCAAUAUCGUAUUCCACAUAAUUAUAUUGUUAAAACCAUUUUUAAAAACAAUCAAUUAAAAAAGACUAUAACAUGUUCGAUUCAUGCAUUAAAUGCUGCAAAUCUUUAUAUACAACAAUAUUAUGAAUUGAUUGCUACUGAUAUUGAACAAAAAAAUGUUACAAAAACAAGCA